AUGAGGGUCACUACGGCAACGCAAAAGGAUCGUUUCUCAAAACCAGAGACUACUGGUGGGUCGGUGGAGAAGACAGUGAUUCUGCUUAAAGAGAAAGCAGAAAGAGGAGAUUCACAAGCCGCCUUCCUCCUGGGACAGUUACACUACGAGGAGGGCCGCUACGCAGAAGCAGAGAUCAUCUUUGAUGGCAUUAAAGAUGAAGAUCCUCGAGCUCUGUAUCAGCUGGCUGUCAUAUAUUACGAUGGCCUUGGAACCAAAGAAGACCUUAGCAAAGCAAUUGAGUAUAUGAGAGCAGUUGCAUUCUGGGAUUCGUCUGAAGUGGGCUGUAUCAGAUACGCAGCACUGUAUAACCUGGGCCGGUCGUAUCUGGAGGGUUUUGGUGUCGAGGCAUCCAGAGCUGAAGCAGAGCGGCUUUGGCUCCUGGCAGCUGAUGAUGGAAACCCGAACGCUAGUGUGAAAGCGCAGUCAUCUCUGGGCAUGUUUUACUGCAGACCGGAGACUCUGGACCUCAGAAAGGCGUUCUUGUGGCACUCGGAGGCGUGUGGUAACGGCAGUCUGGAGUCUCAGGGCGCUCUGGGCGUCAUGUAUCUGUACGGUCACGGCGUGCAGAAGGACCCCGACGCUGCCCUGUUCUGCCUGAAGGAGGCGGCAGAGAGAGGAAACGUUUACGCUCAGGGUCACCUGACGGCCUGCUACUACCACAGGAAGCUCUACUCCAGAGCAGCCGCACUGGGAGAGAGAGUGUCCGGAUACGAGGACAUCAGUGCCAUAGCACGGCACACGGACUGUCUGGAGGAGUACAUCAGGAAGGGCAUCGCUAUAGCCAUGUUUUACUACGCACGCUGCCUUCAGCUGGGCCGAGGCGUCCUGAAGAACAGAGACAGAGUGAAGAGCUACUUCACACAGGCUGCCAGGAUCGAUCCAGAGAUCUGCAAGGAGCUACAAAUGGACGUGGUGCACGGCAGGAUAUAAAUCACACAUACAACAGC
Molecule: messenger RNA, 989 nt
Organism: Sinocyclocheilus anshuiensis
Lineage: Eukaryota; Metazoa; Chordata; Actinopteri; Cypriniformes; Cyprinidae
Product: LRP2-binding protein-like
Exons: 8
Coding region: 1-972 (323 amino acids)
Molecular function (GO): protein binding
Source: RefSeq, a predicted model, not a curated record